Camelina sativa (false flax) is the source of this 1125-nucleotide messenger RNA. Its product is annotated as putative folate-biopterin transporter 7. Lineage: Eukaryota; Viridiplantae; Streptophyta; Magnoliopsida; Brassicales; Brassicaceae. The record is from RefSeq and is a predicted model, not a curated record.
AUGAGCAGCGAUGAUCAUGUCGGAGAAACCCAUGGUCGGCGUGACCCGAUCCGGUGGUUGCUCGGUUUUGGUUUCUUCGUACAAGGAUUUAGAGGUUUCCCAUGGCUUGGAGCCAAUUUCUUCCUCACAGAUGAGCUCCGUGUGAAUCCUUCAGUGCUUCAGCUUCUCCAGAACUCAGCCAAUCUUCCAAUGGUCGCUAAACCUAUCUACGGCAUCGUUUCAGACGCAGUCUACUUCUUUGGCGAGCAUCGAAUCCCAUACAUAGCCAUUGGUGCUUUGUCGGUAUAUCUUCUCCUUAGCAAUCUCGGUGCUUCAUUAGUAGAAGUUGCAAACGAUGCAAUUGUUGCUGAGGCCGGAAAGCAAAAAGGCUCCGGUGAGCUACCUUCGUUUGUUUGGAUGGCUUCUUCUCUUGGUGGAAUCUUUGGAAACCUUUUAGGUGGUAUUGUUAUCAAAACGUUUUCCGCGCGGUCAACGUUCCUCGUGUUUGGGAUUCUCGCUCUUCUUCAGUUCUUGGUAACUGUAAACAUGAGAGAAAAAUCUCUUCAUCUUCCGGAGAAUCAUCCAUCACCAGCUGGUAUCAGAAAACAUCUCUCUGACCUUUCACACGUGUUGAGGAAGCCCGAGAUUUCUUAUUCCAUUGCCUGGUUUGCUUUAUCGACCGCUCUAGUUCCUGUUCUGACAGGGACAAUGUUCUUUUACCAAACAAAGUUUCUGAAAAUCGAUGCGUCACUCCUAGGGAUCUCCAAGGUCUUUGGUCAAAUCGCAAUGCUCUUAUGGGGUCUUGCAUACAAUCGUUGGCUAAAAACUGUCCCGCCCAGGAAACUGAUUACAGCCAUUCAGGUAACGAUAGUGAAGGUGAAUCAAAAGCCUAACUUUGAAACAGAGGUUUUCAAACCAAAGGCUUUUGAUCAGUCAAGGCCCAACAACAUUCAAUCAAAGAAGCCCACCGAGACUGCAACUCUGCAACGGUCGACUGCAAAAGAUAAGAAGGAGGAACCUUCGAGCAGCCACGUCACACCUGAAGACAAAGAAGCAAGCUGGCGUACAGACUCGAAGGUUGAAACGAAGAACGCCUUUGAUGCUCUCAGCUCUCUACCUGAUGGUGACAAAUGUCAGGAGAACUAG